UACCGAUAGAAAAGGACGGCAGGAUCAAGACAACAGUUUAAAUGAUGACCAGGACCAGGUGUUGGUCCAAAAAUGUAUUACGCCCACUUGGUCUAUUAGUUGGACUAUUAAGGAUUUUAAAAGAUUAAUUGACCUUUAUCCUAGAGGAAGAUUUUUAACAAGUGGAAAUUUUACUUUAGAAGAUGAAAUUACAAAGGAAUGUUAUGAUUGUAGAAUCAGACUAUUUCCUAAUGGGAAUUGGCAAUAUCAAUCAGCUGGUUUCGUCGCUCUUUAUUUACAAGCAACGCCAAGAUCAGGAAAAGAUGCUCCACAAGGAAUUUUUCAAAAUUAUGAAAUUUUAAAAAUGGAAAUUUUCCGAUCCCCUAACACUCUCCCUCUUAAAUUAGCUCAUCUCACCGUUGAUAAUGUAGAAAAAAAUGGCCAAAAUUCUUAUGGAUUGGCUAAAUUUUGUCGAACUGAAUCUAUUAUAACAAAUUCUUAUGAUUCUGAAUUAACAAUAAAAAUGACUUUAUUGGGCUCACCAAUUAACGAUGCAGCUUCAUUCGAACCUUUUUUAUAUAAUGAUAGAUUUUGUGAUGUUGAAUUUCGUUUCGAAUGUGGUGAUAAACUUAGAGCUCAUAAAGUAAUCCUUUCUGCUAGAUCCAAAUAUUUUGAAAAAAUGUUUGAUGGAAAUAAGCCUUUAAUUGCUGAAGAAUAUCAACAACAACAAAAUU
Molecule: messenger RNA, 713 nt
Organism: Dentiscutata heterogama
Lineage: Eukaryota; Fungi; Glomeromycota; Glomeromycetes; Diversisporales; Gigasporaceae
Source: the annotation of a GenBank genome assembly